CCAUUUGCACACGUUUUCAAGAAAAAUGUAAAUUCAGCAAAAAAAAUACAAUGCAAUACAACGUCAUCAAUUAUUUUCUACGUGCAAUAAAUUCAUUAGUAGUUUAGCUUUAUUUUAAGCAUGUUGUAUAAAUGUUUAUAAAAUAUUUUAGAAACAUAAUGAAUUGUUUUAAUGUUAAACUUGUUUUAAGUCUUUUAGUCAUUUUUAUUCUUAUAAAAAUCGAUGCAAAACGAAACAAAAAUAAAUUACCAAGUUUCUUAAAUAUUUGUCAAAGAAAUGAUCCACAUCUAAACGAUUGCAUAAAAAAAUCCGUGGAGAAUUUACGUCCAUUGCUUCGAAAAGGAAUUCCAGAGUUUGAUAUACCAAGUUGUGAACCUUUGCACAUUCCGGAAGUAGUAAUCGAUCAAGGCGCCGGACCUCUAUCAAUAAAGUCCAGCUACAAGGACAUCCAAGUAUCUGGUCCGACAGAUUUCACAUUAAAAAGCAUUAGAAUUGAUUUAGAAAAAAAUCGAGUCCGAAUUAAGCUAUGGCUGCCCAAACUGGAAGUAAUGUGCCAGUAUGAACUGCAAGGAAAAAUCUUGAUGAUGCCAAUUUCCGGUUCUGGUGAAAGUCAUGGAAAUUACAGCAAUAUUGACGUGACGAUAACCAUGCAAGGUCAGCAAAUUAAAAGCGACGAUGUUUAUUUCAACAUCAAAGAUUUUGUUGUGGAUUUUAAUAUUGGUUACGCCGAAAUCAAGUUGGAUAAUUUGUUCAACGGCGAUAAGGAAUUAGGUGAAGCCAUGAACUUGUUCCUCAACGACAAUUGGAAACAAGUUUCGAGCGAAAUUAAACCAGUGUUAGAAGAUACUAUCGCUUCGAUAUAAAAGUUUGCUAACAAAAUAUUUCAUAAAUUUCCUUUGGAUGUUUUACUUCCUCAGUGAAUAAAUAAUAUUGUUAUUUGAGUAAUUAAUUCAAUUACAAAAUCAAAACAUA
Molecule: messenger RNA, 972 nt
Organism: Dalotia coriaria
Lineage: Eukaryota; Metazoa; Arthropoda; Insecta; Coleoptera; Staphylinidae
Product: protein takeout-like
Source: RefSeq, a predicted model, not a curated record